AUGGACCCUAGAGAUAAAGAAAAGUCCAAACUUGUUCAUGCAGCCCGGAUGAAUACCACCGAUGCGGCGUACGGUCGAGAACGACGCACCGUGUACCCUGAUACAGCUCAUGGACGUACGCUCAAGGCUCGUGGCCAAGCAGCCCACAAACACUAUCGGACUCUUACCCACGCAUCAAACAGCAUAAACGAAGCUUACAAAGCUCUCUAUGAGAAAGAGAGGAGGACGUUCCUCAAGGACUACAGGCCUGCUGAGUUCAAGGAGGAGAAGGCUUUCUAUGAGAGAAACAGGGCAGGCUUGUUACCUGAUCAACAUGCAAAGCUUGUCGAACCUGCUCGGGAAAUACAUGAGGCUAGUCUCGAGUUCGUUGAGAAAUUAUCCCUGAAUCAGGCUUGA
Molecule: messenger RNA, 396 nt
Organism: Aspergillus melleus
Lineage: Eukaryota; Fungi; Ascomycota; Eurotiomycetes; Eurotiales; Aspergillaceae
Exons: 1
Coding region: 1-396 (131 amino acids)
Source: RefSeq, a predicted model, not a curated record